Messenger RNA from Malassezia globosa CBS 7966, 2769 nucleotides. RefSeq lists its product as uncharacterized. The record is from RefSeq and is a predicted model, not a curated record. Gene Ontology annotation, biological process: mitotic sister chromatid cohesion; DNA repair. The transcript has a single exon. Gene Ontology annotation, cellular component: nucleus; chromatin. Lineage: Eukaryota; Fungi; Basidiomycota; Malasseziomycetes; Malasseziales; Malasseziaceae. Bases 1 to 2769 code for a protein of 922 amino acids.
AUGGGCGUCUAUUCAGGGGGCUCAGGCUCUGCCGGUAAUAAUAUGGCGACAGCAGUAUGUCAAGCAACACAAGACCGAUUGCAGAAGCACGUCGCGCGGUAUUUUUCGGAAGCUUUGCAGGAGGUACUCGAGUCCGAUGAGAGCAGUGAUGAAGAAGAGAACGACAAAGAGAUUGGUAAUGGAGGCAGGGAUGAUAGUGAUGAAGAUGAAGACAGCAGAACUAGCGGAAGUAUCUCACUUCGAACCUUACACAUACAGAUUGUUCGUCUUGCCGAGGCUGUUCCGUCCCUCCUAACAAGUGUCAUACCACAGUUGGGACCUGAACUCGAGUCUGAUUCCGUUCCUGUGCGCUUGCUAGCAACGCGCACUUUGGGCAAACUAUUUUCAAUGCCGCCGUCGGGUGCUUCAGAGAGUUUUGCUUCGCUACACCCGCAUGUGUGGAAAAUGUGGCUUGGUCGUGCUGUUGAUAAACAGCUGUCUAUCCGACUUUGUUGGGUUGAGUACGCAAUAAAAUCGCUUGUGCAACAUACAGAACUUGAAACAGCCCUGAUACCUCCUCUUGUGUCGCGGGCUGUGGAUCCUGACGAGCAUGUACGAGCAAGACUGCCUGAGCUGAUUGCGACACUAGACUAUGAAAUGCUGCGCGAUUGCGUCCCACUCAGAUUAUUCCGAGAAAUUGGACAACGCGGAAAGGAUCGUCGAAGGAUAGUAAGGGACCGGGCGCUAGAUGCUCUAGGCCGCACUUUUUCAUUGGCAUACGCAGAUUCUGACGAGUCGACCUUAUAUGAAAAGUUUAGCUGGAUCCCAGGCGUGGUUCUUAGCUGUCACCUCACUGGUUCUUGUGAUGUUACGCGCAGUGUUAUUCGCUCGUGGGAAACAUUCAUCGUGCCCGUAAGUCAACCUGAUGUAUAUGCACGACGACUUUACCGUGUAUCGUGUUUGCUGGAUGAAAAUGAGCAUACGAUUCUUUUGCACCUAACAAAUCUGCGCCUGCCCCGACCCACAGCAUUUGAUAUAUAUGCGAGCUGCUGCGCAGGCGAUGACCCAUCGCGAUUGUCGUCAUGCAUUCGGGCCAUCACAGCCCUGUUGAAUGAUUCGAAUGCCUCUGAAACGCUUGCGGCUUUUGCCAGCGAGCCAGAUGAAAGUGUCGUUGAAUCGAUGCGAAUAUGCUAUGAUUCUGACACACCGCUAGAUGUGAGCGUUAACACACGUCACAAAACCACCGCGUUUCUCAGAGAGACACGACCUGGUUCGGCUGAUAUCCUGUCUGCCUGCCUCUACACAGGCUCAUUCCCUAUACUCAAUGUCUCGUGUAUUCAGCCUUUGCUGGAACUGCGUGCAAAGAAAUUGUUGACGUAUGUGGCAAAACAUGCUCCUUUCCUAUUACAGCCGUACACUCGUGUCAUUGAACGGCAAGCACUCCGAGACAGCAAUGAUACACUAGCGAUCGAAUUGCUUGCCGCACUGGCUGUGUAUUCAAACAAUAACAGUGAAAGUGCAGCAGACUUUGAGUUGUCAGAGACACUUCUGGAUCAGCUCUGCGGGAGCUGCGUUUUUACUUCGUACGCAACAGCCAAGCUGAUUGCAUGCGUGGCACCCGAGCGUGUGCCGCCACUCAUCCCAACGAUCCAAAAGCACAUCGAGUUAGGCUCUUCGGAGUCUUGUGCUGACGCUUUAGAUGCUUUGGCUGCAUGUCUUGAGUAUGCGAGAGAGAUACUUGUACCAUUCGUCGACACGAUUAUGCAAAAUAUCCUACAUCGCUUGAUUCUCGCGCCAUGGACAGCCAAUAGCGAUGACAAUGAGGCCCUGAUGGACACAGACUGGAUCGAUGAAGCACAAUUACCAGUCGCACUGCGCGCGCGUCUUGGUGCUCUGCGUGUUAUGACAUUAUGCUGCGCGGUGCAAAACAAGGCAGAAGUGGCGCCACCGGUGCUCAAACUUUUGUGGAUUAUGCUUGGCACUGGCGAGGCACAACGUGGUCAGCAAAUACCUACCGCAGCUCGUGCAUGCUUGCGUUUGUGCGCCGCACAGAGUAUCCUAAAGCUUGCGUCCUGUCACACAUAUAGCCCAUUGGUCUUACCUCGUAUGGGGCGCCUGGCAUACGGACUGCAAGAUGAGUGCUUCCAGGUUCGCACACAGCUAUUGCAUGAUCUGUUGUUACAUCUUACUUGUGAGGACCUCGCACCUGCGUUCCAUGCGAUCAUUUUUCUAGUGGCUUUUGAUCCAGAGAAUGAACUUAGAACUCAGGUUGCUUCGUAUACGCGCCGCUUGCAAGCUCUCCCCGAUUCGUUGCGACAUGAGCGAUUGGAGCGUGUUCUGGUCAGACUUCUUUACGUACUCGCGCACCAUCCUGAUUUCACAACAGAUUCACCCUCGGUCCAAUGCUCGUUUACGAGGUAUGUGGACUUCUACCUUGCGUGCGUCGCGAAUGAAAACAAUAUAAGCCUAUUAGCCAAAUAUGCUGCCAGUGUGCGGACAUAUAUUGAUUUAUCCACACCAGAGCAGACAAUUGAGGCAAGUCGGCCAUUGCAUGCGAUGGCAGAACUUGCUCUGUUUGCGAUUCAACGCUGGGCUGACACCAAGGCUUGGACGUUACACCCUGUGGAUCAGCACAAUGAUGAAACCAGCUCGUCGGUGCCUUGCCCUGUUGAUAUCUUGCAGCGAACAAACUCCGUCGCACCCAGUGCGCUGGACGAACAGGUUUGGGACUUAUUGCAGCAGCAGGCGCAACCAAAGCGCUCGCGUGAAAAGAAGGCCAAAUUAAUUUGA